ACUUGGAGCUGUCCAAGGUAUUAGGCUUCUGAAAAGUUAAUCAUUAUAGAAAUGCAUUUCUCUGAAUCCAUGUAAUUGGUUUGUUCCCAUUUCUGAAAGUUAAAAUUAUAUUGCUACUAGAGAAACCAACCUAGUGGAUAUAGCAUUUCUUUUCAGAUAAUGUAGCAAUCUCAUGUAUAACUAAAUUUAAAACUCAGAAACAGCUUAAACUUUCAUGCAGUCAACUAGUGCUCUUGUUUGCAUCUUUAAACUACUUAAGUGGAAAUAAGUAAAAUUCACAACUACCACAUAUAGAAUUCUAUGCCAUCAUCAUGUAAGCCUAAUGAGAACAGUCUCUGUGGCAUAUAGCAGUGUGGACAAACAUAUCAAAAAAUGCAACUCACAGGAAUUUAUUGCUGUUAAAAUUAUUUCUUAUCCUUAUGUGACCUUCCAUGUCUGCUAUUGAAAUCCAAAAGAUCAUAAUUGUUUGAUAUGAAAUGCAAAAGAAUAGUUAAGUUGAAAGUUUAACAUCAUGAAAUUCAAAAUCCCAAGUGGUAUAUAAACAUUAAAAGAAACUUUGGACUGCUAAUCCUAGGAAAUGAGUUUUAUGGAUUGAAUUCAACAAGGCUUCAGAAAUGGUUCCAUCUGCUGCCUAGCAGCUGGUGAAAGGAUAAAUUUAAUUCAUUAAUUCAUUUGGAAAAAAGGAUCCAAGUAGUAAAGACUUCAUUGCUCAUAAUGCAUAUAGGUGGGGACACUGGAAUGGGGUUCUGUUGCCAUUGUAGAUAAUGAGCUACCAAGUCUUUGCUUUUUGGUAAAGGUCUUCAUGAUUGAGUCAAUACGAUGUUGAUUUUUAUGACAAUAGCUAAUCAUUUUGAAUUAGUUCAAUGCUAUAAAACACUCAGGGAAGUUAAAAGUCUCAGUUUUCAAUCUAGGGAAAUAUGGGCAAUCGAAAAGAGAAGCUUUCUCAUAUUGCAUAUGUGUCUAUGGGAGACAGUAUGUGUGUCUCUACCUACCAUAUGUACACAAGUAUUUAGGUUUAAACAUAAAUGUGUCACUGAGUAACUCCCUCCAAUCACAUUUAUAUUAGGUAGACAUCCUAUCCUAUUUGCAGAAAUGUCCAAAAAUAUUUAGUAUUUAACAUAAAUAGAUUUUAUCUUAGAUCAAAAUUUGUUUCUACUCAAAUGCUGGAAGGUCAAAUGACACACCUUUUUUCACCCACUUUCUCCUUGUAACAUAACUUGUCCAGACAUAUUUAGCAGCUUGAUUCAAAAGCUUACAAAGUUGUACCUGAAGUGCUUUCAUGUCUCCUCUGUGACAUUAAUAAUUUUGGCAUAAGUGUUAAAAUCUGUAAGACAUGGGUAUACAAUUUAAUUGAAUGUUCUAUACAGGAUACAGUGCUGUCAUUCUAUAAAAGUGUACUGGAGUUUUGAUGUCAGGUUUCUCAAAUCGUAUUCAAUCAGCAUGAUCAAGUAUUGGAAAGUUUGCGUGGUUUAUGCUUAAACUGCAAUCACUUGAACAGAUUUUCUUAACUGCUAACAUUUUAAUAACAGCCAGGUUUCCCUUAGAUACAACUCACCUUUUCUGGGAAGGUAAAUACUUCCUGGUUGUCAGUUAAUUGAUUGGUGAUAGAGAUAAGAGUGUCUCCACAACCAAGGCUGUUUCAAUAACCAGUGUACAUUUUUGCUAUUUUUUUCCUGGUGGAUGACUUCGGGAAUGGUGCUUAGCCUUCUAACGAGCUCACUGUGGUGUGUAUGCUGGGUUUCCUAUACAGGUCCUGUGUGUACCCUGUGGGCUGGGUUAAGAAUCAGGGUUUAUGCAUUUACUUGUACUGUUGCAUUGUUUAGACAGCUUUGGUUUAGUUUUGAUCUUUUUUUUUCUUUUUGCCUUUGAGGCUCUUCCACAGUGUCAGCUGCUGACUGAUAGUAGGAAAACUGCCUCAUGGUGUGAAUGAAAGGGACCUAGCGGUUGGUAAACAGAGAUAAGGAAUAAAUAGAGCACAGGCAAAAGGAGAUAGUUCUGUGGGGGCCCAGAUUGCUGCCAGUCUGUUCAGGGGAGAUGCGGAGCCUGUCCUUUUCCCAGAUUAAAUUAGUGUGCGAAAUCUCCAGUGACCUCCUCCCCUUCUCCCCACACUCUUCAGCCAAGCUGAACAGCCUCUGCUGUAAAGUAUUCAUUUUACCCAGGGACACAUGGACAAUAGAGCUUUCCCUGAUACUUAUGGACAGCUGUCGUCAUUCAGAGAGCUCUCAGCAUUUCAUUUUUCAUAGGAGUUAAAAGGGUUUUUACCUUGGAAGCGAAAGGGCAGGAUCACAACUUUGCCAGUUCUGGGGCUGUUUGGGCAAGGAGUCUGACUGAGGCAGGAGUGAGCUGUGAGCAAGAAGAAUCUGCACAGGGAACUGAUUUGUUGUUGUUGUUGUUGUUGUUGUUGUUGUUGUGCUUAAUAUGGUUAAGCUAAGACAGAAAUUAAAUUUCAACUCUAGGUUCCCUAUUAGGAGAAAAUACCUUUGAUUCUGAAAGUUUCAUAAAAUUAAGGUCAUCAGUGCAAAAUAGACAAUUUGUAUCCACCUGGUCUACUUUCAUUUUGCCUAAAUAUGCAUGCAUUUUAUUACCUUUGAAUAAGCGUGGGUAAAUAUUAAGUCUGUGAGAUACCUCGGUAGUCCCAUACUUUUUAUUUUUUUAGUGAUUUACUGCAAAUAUAUUCAGCAUUUGACUGAUUAAAUAGACCUUCGGCAACCUUGAGGGUCACUGUGUAGAGUAUGUACAUAGAAAAUGCAUCAGCCCAUUGUACCCUGGCAGCUAAUGAGAUUGGUCGUUAAGUAAAUGACACAAAGCCUACAAAAAAAAAAAAAAAAAAAAAGCUUACAGCUCACUAGAGUAUCAGAGAGUGUCCCCGCACACCACACAACGACACAAACACUGGACUAACCUAGCCCACCCUGCUUUAUUCUACAUCACUGCUUCCCUGAUGUCAGCGUGAGAAGCAGAACAAAGGCUAGGAGGCAGCGAGACCCCAGUCCUGUGAGAUUCUUUGAAGGACUGUGUGAAUUCCAUUUUAUGUGGCUGGGUGCUCAUACCAAUUUAAGCAAUGACAUUUCUUCUGUUCAAGUUCAGUAGCUGCUAGAGAAGAUGGAUGCCGAGGUUGAAGAUAAAACGUUGCAUACUCUUUCAAAAGGAACUGAAGUUCCAAUGGAUUCUCUGAUCCCAGAGCUCAGAGCUCUGCAGAUGGGAAAACACAGCCCAGUGGAAAUGAUUUCUGGCAACCUUGAGAAGAUAUGUUAGCAUUCUGUGGCAUUUCUCUCCAUGACAUGUAAAGCAUGGCUUUCCCUCAUUGCAGUGUCACAGUGAAGUGUCACAAUAAAGCCAAAAUAGUGUGCCCUCAGGGAAAACUAGAAAGGGACCAUUUUCCAUGCACACACAAAGGGGUUCCAUAUGAUUGCUCUAUGGCGAAGAAGAGGAGAGCUGAAGAGCAGGCAUCGGGAGUUCCAAUUAACAAGAGGAAAUCUCUGCUAAUGAAACCCCGGCACUACAGCCCAGACAUGGGCUGCAAGGAAAGCCCAGACAACAGGAACGAGGAUGAUGGCCUCCUAGAAACAAACGACCAUGCCACUGCAGAUGAAAUCAUGGUAAAAUCCAUGGAUGAAACUCUUCAUUUACCUGCACAAGACAGCUCACUCCAGAAGAAAGACCAAUACACAUGUUAUCCAGAGCUCAUGGUCAAAUCUCUGGUGCACUUAGGCAAAUUUGAGGAAAGUGAGUCUGUGCAGACCACAUGUGAGAACUUAAAUGGCAGCAGUAUCCAGUCUUUAAAAGCAGAGAGUGAUGAAGCACAUGAAGGUUCUAUGGUUCAUUCCGACAAUGGAAGAGACAAAGUCCACCAUUCCCAGCCACCUUUCUGCUCUUCUGGUGACAGCGAAAGUGACUCUGACAGUGCAGAGAAUGGGUGGGGCAAUGGCUCCAACUCAUCAGAAGACACUGACACUCACAAAGGCCCCAAACACAAGCUGACAUACAAUAGAAAGGACCUGUUGGAAGUUCCUGAGAUAAAAGCUGAAGAUGACAAGUUUAUCCCUUGUGAGAACAGGUGUGAUUCUGACACAGAUGGGAGAGACCCACAGAACUCUCAUAUGGAACCCUUGGUUGUGAAAGCCCAGCCUUCCUUCCCAGAGGUUGAAGAGGGUGAGAGCCUGGCCACAGUAACAGAAGAGCCUGCUGAGGUGGAGAAAGCAAAGGGGAACCUGAGUUUGCUGGAACAGGCUAUUGCUCUACAGGCUGAACGAGGUUCUGUCUUCCAUCACACUUAUAAGGAGCUGGACCGAUUUUUCCUGGACCACCUGGCAAGGGAACGGAGGCAACCUAGAGUUACUGAUGCCAAUGGAAGACAAAUCUUUACUAAUAAACAUUCACCAAGACCUGAAAGGAGGGAGGCCAAGUGCCCCAUUCCUGGCUGUGAUGGCACGGGGCACGUAACAGGGCUCUACCCUCACCACCGCAGCCUUUCUGGGUGCCCCCACAAAGUGCGAGUUCCUCUGGAAAUUCUCGCCAUGCAUGAGAACGUGCUCAAGUGUCCCACGCCAGGAUGCACAGGAAGGGGACAUGUGAACAGCAAUCGCAACACUCACAGAAGUCUUUCUGGUUGUCCGAUUGCUGCAGCUGAAAAGCUGGCAAUGACCCAGGACAAAAGUCAACUUGAUUCUUCUCAGACGGGGCAGUGUCCUGAGCAGGCACACAGGGUGAAUUUGGUGAAGCAAAUUGAAUUUAAUUUCCGCUCACAUGCCAUCACUUCUCCAAGAGCCUCUGCAUCAAAAGAACAAGAGAAGUUUGGGAAAGUACCGUUUGAUUAUGCCAGUUUUGAUGCACAAGUAUUUGGGAAACGUCCUCUCCUACAAACAGGGCAAGGACAAAAAGCACCACCAUUUCCUGAAUCAAAGCAUUUUUCAAAUCCAGUGAAAUUUCCUAAUGGACUGCCUAGUGCUGGCGCCCACACACAGAGCACAGUCCGUGCCAGCUCUUAUGGCCAUGGUCAGUACAGUGAAGACACCCACAUAGCAGCAGCUGCUGCCAUCCUGAACCUUUCCACCCGCUGCAGGGAAGCCACAGACAUCCUCUCCAACAAACCACAAAGCCUGCGUGCCAAGGGAGCUGAGAUAGAAGUAGAUGAAAACGGCACAUUGGACUUAAGCAUGAAAAAAAAUCGAAUCCACGACAAGUCUAUACCCCCAACUUCCUCACCUACUACAAUUACAACCCCAUCCUCAUCCCCAUUCAACGCAAGCAGCCUUCUGGUCAAUGCUGCCUUCUAUCAGGCCCUCUCUGAUCAAGAAGGCUGGAAUGUGCCCAUCAACUAUAGCAAAUCCCAUGGGAAGACAGAGGAGGAGAAAGAGAAAGAUCCUGUGAACUUCCUAGAAAAUUUAGAGGAAAAAAAGUUUGCUGGAGAGGCCUCUAUCCCAAGCCCAAAGCCCAAGCUGCAUACAAGAGAUCUCAAGAAAGAAUUAAUCACCUGUCCAACACCAGGAUGUGAUGGAAGCGGCCAUGUCACAGGCAACUAUGCAUCUCACCGCAGUGUCUCUGGAUGUCCUCUAGCAGAUAAGACUCUGAAGUCUCUCAUGGCUGCCAACUCUCAAGAGCUUAAGUGUCCAACCCCAGGUUGUGAUGGUUCUGGUCAUGUGACUGGAAACUAUGCCUCCCACCGAAGCUUGUCUGGUUGCCCUCGUGCAAGGAAAGGUGGCAUCAAAAUGACCCCAACAAAAGAAGAAAAAGAAGACUCUGAACUUAGAUGCCCUGUAAUAGGGUGUGACGGCCAAGGCCACAUAUCAGGUAAAUACACAUCACACCGCACAGCUUCUGGCUGUCCUCUGGCUGCCAAAAGACAGAAAGAGAAUCCCCUCAAUGGGGCACCUCUCUCCUGGAAACUGAACAAGCAAGAGCUUCCUCACUGUCCUCUGCCAGGAUGCAAUGGUCUGGGUCAUGUAAACAACGUUUUUGUCACCCACAGAAGCUUAUCUGGAUGCCCUCUUAAUGCACAAGCUAUCAAAAAAGUCAAGGUCUCUGAGGAACUAAUGACUAUCAAGCUCAAAGCAACUGGGGGUAUUGAUGGUGAUGAAGAAAUUAGGCAUCUGGAUGAAGAAAUCAAGGAACUGAAUGAAUCCAACCUUAAAAUUGAAGCAGAUAUGAUGAAACUUCAGACCCAGAUAACAUCUAUGGAGAGCAACUUGAAGACCAUAGAGGAGGAGAACAAGCUUAUAGAACAGAGCAAUGAGAGUCUGCUGAAGGAGCUGGCAGGGCUUAGCCAGGCUCUCAUCUCCAGCCUUGCUGACAUCCAACUUCCACAGAUGGGGCCUAUCAAUGAGCAGAAUUUUGAAGCAUAUGUAAAUACUCUCACAGACAUGUACAGCAAUCUGGAACAGGACUAUUCCCCAGAAUGCAAAGCUCUACUGGAAAGCAUCAAGCAGGCGGUGAAGGGCAUCCAUGUGUAGAACGACAGUAUGCAGGAAACAGAGGUCACUACGGCCAUGAACUCCCACAAAUCUGCAGGGGCCUAAUACCCCUGGAGCCCAGAGGCUGUCCCUGUGUUUAUAAUUGCAACAUUGCACUAAUUUUUCCCCAGCUGACAUAAAAAGGAAAGAAAAACUAUGAUAAACUCUUUGGAUUAAAAGCAAUGCAGUCAAUUAUUAAACUCGUUUAUUUUCAUAUCUUUUUCUUUUCUUUCUUCAUUGCACUCUUUAUUUUGUAAAGUAUAUGUAAAAAUAAAUGUGACAUUUUAUAUUUUAUUUAUUACUAAUCAAAGAGUUUUUUAUCUUUUAACUGCAUUUUGAAGUCUACUAUAUUUUUACAGGUGUGUUUAUUAAUUUAUCUUCUAAUAGGAUUUAAAUAGAAAUGCUGUUCUCAAAUCACAUAUCUUUCUGGAUUUAAAUGAGAAAAACAAAACAAAAGAAAUGUAUGAAGGAAAUCCUGAUGUCAGGACUACACUGUGGUCAAGCUUGGUUUCUACUGUGCACUUCCAUUUCUCCUUUACUGGUUUUGUUUUUAUAAAUGGCUUUUGGUAAUGUGAGCUGUGAAGGAUUAUGAAGAUAAAUGGCGCCCACUAGUGGGAAAUCCACACUCACAAAAGCACAGGAUGUUAGCAAACAGCGCACUCAGAACUUGAUAGCAAUAAUUAAAUAAAAUAGUCAGCAUAGUAUUCCACAUGGCUGCAGAGAUUUAAUUAAUAUGAAUUAUUUAUUUAGACUGCUUAAAGCAUACAUUUUAAGUGAAUCAGAUUUGUCUUCUUGUUUUUCAAGUCAUAUUGGCUAGUUGGCAACCCUUUCCCAAAAUGAGAAAUAAGCUUUGAUGGGACCAGCUUGGCUUUUCCUGCUACACGUUAGUACAAUAUACAAGUGACAAUGUUGGUGUAGAUUUGUACUUACAACUACAGACACAUCCAAAUGGAAAUUGUGUAGAUACCGUAUCCCCUGAAAUAGCAUUUAUCUUACUGGGUUGACUGGAAUAGAAUGCAAAACAGAAGGCCUGAAAAAAAAAAUGCUAUUCCAAGCUAAGUGGUUACCUUGAAUAUUGGCAGCAUUGGUCUUUGCUUCCCUAAUAAAUAAGGCAGUUUCAAUUUGAUAAAACUCUUGAACUUCAAGUGACACAAAGGAUGUUACACACACACACAUACAUGUACACACAUGCACAUACACACACAUACAGACACAUGCACACACACACACACACACACAACAGCACAGUCUACACACAUAUAUGCACUCACACUCAUCCACACGUGAAAUUCAACCUGCAAUCUCAACUGGAUCAGAGUUUAGAAGUUGCUGUAGUAAAGGCAAUGUCUAUUUCAGGGACUGUAAAGUAGUUAAGCAUUGUUUCAAAAGUUUUUUUAUAUUUAUUUUUUUUAAGGAAAAGGUAUAGACAACCAGCUAAACUGCCUUUUUGGUGUGCACACACAUUUCAUGUGCAGAUGUGCCUCUAUGUAAAAGUACACAUGAACUUUAGUGUGGGCUUAAUUUUCUGUGCUAUAAUAAAAGUGUUUAUUUUUUAUUAGCCUCAUGAAUAUUUAGAUUUAGUGUGAUGGCAUUCACAGGCUUGAAUUCACUGUUACUACUGUUACAUGCUCUGAUACAUGAGAAGUGGUAUAGUCACUCCACUCUCGUGGAACCGUGGAUAUUGUUAUGCAUCACGUGGCGCUUAUCUUUGGCUUGGGGUUCAUUUGAACUCUUGAAUCUUAGUUUAGUGAAAAUGAGAUGUCUGUUCUUAGGUAGGAAAGGUGUUUAUUUAAAGCUCAAUUUUAAAAUAAGCAGCUACUGCGAGUAGUGUCUACUAUAAAUGGGACACAAAGUUUCCUAUUAAAGUAUGUCUUUGAACAUUUUGCUACACAAUACUUCAAAGAAGCACACAAAUGGGCUCACUUAUUACAAAGACAGAAGUUUACUUUGCUAAAUAUUUUAACAAGUUUGUUAUAUAUUUUAUUUAAAGAGAUCUCCUGCAAUCCUAUGUAUUUAUUACUAUAAUUUACAUGGCUUCAGUUAAUUUAUUUGUGUUCAUAUAGUUUUAUGAAGUGUAUCUGUAUUUAUUUGCCUCCUCGUACUUGUGUUUUAUAACAUGCACUGAAUUAUUUUCUUUUCAACUAUGUUAAUGAUUGAUACUGUAAAUUGGGUAUUUUGUAAACAAAAACAAAGGCAGUGAUGUAUGCGUUUUUAUUUGAAGUAGUUUGUUUGUAUACUGUUUCUCCAAAUGAUUAAUAUUUCUUACAUCAUUGCAACAAAAUUGUGUUCAGUGCUGUGCAUUUGGUGUAUGGUAGGAAAUAAAAAUUGAUAAUGAAUUUG
Messenger RNA from Mus musculus (house mouse), 8789 nucleotides. It is a transcript of the gene St18, whose product is annotated as suppression of tumorigenicity 18. Gene Ontology annotation, molecular function: DNA-binding transcription factor activity, RNA polymerase II-specific; RNA polymerase II cis-regulatory region sequence-specific DNA binding; zinc ion binding. The transcript has 24 exons. NCBI's taxonomy places the organism in Eukaryota, Metazoa, Chordata, Mammalia, Rodentia, Muridae. Gene Ontology annotation, cellular component: protein-DNA complex; nucleus. Bases 3291 to 6449 code for a protein of 1052 amino acids. Gene Ontology annotation, biological process: negative regulation of cell population proliferation; interleukin-1-mediated signaling pathway; regulation of DNA-templated transcription. The record is from RefSeq and is a predicted model, not a curated record.